GGUCAAAGUGAGCCUCAAAAUGGCGGAUGUCGUCUGCUGAGGCCUUUUAUUCUUUUGUUUACGUAUUUUGGGCUGUGAAUUUGGACUGUUAGCGCCAAAAUGUCGAGAAUGUUCUUCCUCGAUGAUGAAGAAGAGUGGGAGGAGAUUCGUACUGUUGAUUCGGGCGAUGAAUACCCUAUCUCAGGCGACGAUUCCACUGAGAGUAGUGAAAGUGAGACGGAUUCUGAAGAACAAGAAGAUCGUGUUGGCAGACAGGGGAGGAAACGAGCUCGCACGGAACCAGAUAGUAGUGGUGAACGUGACAUCUGCCGUGGAGCUACUAAUGGCCUUGGUCGUGCUAGGGGUAGAGGUCGGGGCCGAGGUCGCGGCCAAGCAUCAAGGGGACGUGGCACGGGCAGGCGACGUGGCAGCCAGCCUCCUGAUGGGGAUUCAAAUCCCAGAGCCGCCCCCCAAGCUGCAACUGACAGUGAUACAACACUUGAUGACAGGAACUUGCAGAGGGUGGAUGGAAACAGCCUGACCAAGCCUCCCCAUGUUUUCACUGGACAAAUUGACGAGAGGGAAGUGGCUAAGGAGCUGAUCAGCACAUCAGGACACAGGAAUGCCAGCAGUCUGUUGCGCCUGACAGAGCGGCAUUUCCCGGAGAAGAUUCCAUCAGCCGAGGGAGGCAAGGCCAAGUCCCGAAGCUGUAAGGUCUGCUGUCCUGCUGAGAGGAAGUACCGCCUAGAUCACGGUUUGGAACCCAAGAAGAGGCCUGGCCAUGAGAGUACGUACCAGUGUAAGCAGUGUGAGGUUGCCUUGUGCAUCACUCCCUGCAUGGAGCUGUACCACACACAGGAGUUCUACAUCAAGGAGUGGAUAAGGCUGGAGUACGGUCCAAAUGCAGUCGCAGAUGAUUAAUUGCCUUCAUUAUCUACUUAUUCAUAUACAGUUUGUACUAAUCAGUUAUGUACAAUAAGCUUUCAUAUGAUAUGUAACAAGUGUAUGUACCAUUGUUUAUAUAGGUACAGGAAGGAAUGUAAUAUGUUGUAUACGAUAGUCGGUUCAGCACCAAGGACAAUAUCUGAUCAUAAACUUACCUGUUAUGAUAGUUCUCAUAGUGUCAAGACUUCUCAGGAUCUGGUAAGUCAAGGCUGAAGUCAUUCUAUAGGAGCUUAUUGUCUUCGUCAAGAAGACUAUGGAAGUUUUGGGCUUGGUAAUGAGAAAACACACCAUACACAAAAAAACAGCCAUUGGUGAGAGACUUUUAUUUUCUGCCAUAUCCAAAUUCAUAGCUUAAAUUCCUGUAGUACAAAAUAAAUCAAGCAAUUGGAAAAAUUCUCAGGCAUUUCAGAUACAUGUAGAUCCGCUAUCUUUUAUCAGUGACUACUAAUAUAUUGGUCAGUACUCUACAUGGCUUACUGUUGGAAGAGAUAUCUAUUCUGAAUUAUAGCGAUAGUCGUUCCUCCUUGCUAUUUUGCCUAAGAAACCUACAUCACAUCACUACUAUUCGCAUAUAAUUUUGAUAACUUUCACGAGUACUGUGGUCAUUUAACACAUACGCUAGCAAAUUUGCGAAACUAUAGAACAAGUCAGAAUCUCCACCACAGAUACUUCAGAUUGUUUUAUAAACUCUUAACUGUUAGUAGUAACGUUACAGAUUUGACUGUGAACGCAUUCAAAAGUAUCGCUCAAAGCAUGCAAUAAGGCCACACCAAUUUAAUUUCUUGGUUAACAGAUUCGCCGCUUCAUUUUUUUCGGAUUUGCAAAUAAAAAUAAAAAUUCA
Molecule: messenger RNA, 1765 nt
Organism: Branchiostoma belcheri (Belcher's lancelet)
Lineage: Eukaryota; Metazoa; Chordata; Leptocardii; Amphioxiformes; Branchiostomatidae
Product: zinc finger Ran-binding domain-containing protein 2-like
Exons: 2
Coding region: 100-900 (266 amino acids)
Source: RefSeq, a predicted model, not a curated record